Molecule: messenger RNA, 216 nt
Organism: Geodia barretti
Lineage: Eukaryota; Metazoa; Porifera; Demospongiae; Tetractinellida; Geodiidae
Source: the annotation of a GenBank genome assembly
AUGAACACUGUCAGAGGACUGCGCGGCGCGACGACCGUGGACAGCAACACCAGGGACGCCAUUCUCGAGGCGACGCGUGAGCUGUUACAGGAACUUGUCGAGGCGAACGACGUGAGCGCCGAUGAUAUCGCCGCCGUCACGUUCAGCACCACCAGAGACCUUGACGCCGAGUUUCCCGCCGUUGCUGCCCGGGUAGACCUGCGGCUGACGAAGUAG